GUGGUGAUGAUCGUAAAUGAUGGUUAGCGAUCGUGAUUGUGAGUGAUGGAUGGUGGUAGUUGAUAAUGUUAGCAGCGACAACGAUUAGCAGUGAUGGAAAGUUGUAUUAAUAAUUCGCAAAUUAGUAUCUUUCCAAGUUUUUAAUUAGUUCGGUCACAUUGUUUUCUAUGUUGUACAGUUCAUCUGGCAAAAUGGAGAUACCAGCCCCUUUGAUUUUAUGUAGUCUCAUUGUUAUCGUGUUGGUUCUACUUCUACCCGAUAUAUCGGUGGCUGAACCAAGAGCUCAGAUAGUCCAGAUCAUAUGUGGAAACGAAACAACAGUUCCCAUCCAAAAUUUUAUCGGUACAAUGGAACUUUUAAGUGAACAAAUGAGAACUAGAGGAUAUGGAGUAGCAGUUACUGGCACAAGCCCAUAUAGUACCUAUGGGCUUGGACAAUGCUAUGGCGAUCUUUCUUUACUCGACUGUGUCUUAUGCUACGCUGAAGCGCGAACCCUGCUUCCUCAGUGCUUCCCUUAUAACGGAGCGCGAAUUUAUAUGGAUGGCUGCUUUAUGCGAGCGGAAAAUUACACGUUUUAUGAUCAGUAUUUAGGUCCAACGGACAGGCAUGUAUGCGGAAACAGAACCACAAAGGGUACGUUGUUCCAACAGAGUGCUAGGCAAGCCGUUCAGCAAGCAGUUGCAAAUGCACCGAGUAAUAAUGGUUAUGCACGUGCUCAAGUGUCCAUGCCAGGGCCUUCAAAUGAGACAGCUUAUGUACUAGCUGAUUGUUGGAAGACGCUGAGUGCUAACUCCUGCGCAGCGUGUUUGCAGAAUGCGUCUGCCUCUAUGUUGGGAUGCUUACCUUGGUCAGAAGGUAGAGCUCUGUACACUGGAUGUUUCAUGAGGUAUUCUGAUACAAAUUAUCUUAACGCUAUUUCGACAAGUGAAGGCUCGUCAUCAAGGGGAAAAAUUGUAGUCAUUUUCAUUGUUGUUAGUUCCGUUAUCGUCUUGGGAGUAGGUGCUUUCAUUGGUAUUGGUGUCUGGAAGAACAAACAAAUGCAGAAGAAGAGAAAAGGUGCAAAUGAUGCUGAGAAACUAGUGAAGAUCCUUCAUGACAUCAGCUUGAACUUCAAGUAUUCGACACUUGACAAAGCCACGGGGUCAUUUGAUGAGGCCAACAAGCUCGGACAAGGUGGAUUUGGAACGGUUUAUAAGGGUAUUUUGGCAGAUGGGAGAGAGAUCGCUGUCAAAAGGCUGUUCUUCAACAACAUACACAGAGCUGCAGAUUUUUAUAACGAGGUUAACAUAGUCAGCAGCUUUCAGCACAAAAAUUUGAUAAGAUUAUUGGGAUGCAGCUGCUCGGGACCCGAAAGCCUUCUUGUAUACGAAUUCCUCCCUAACCAGAGUCUCGAUCGCUUCCUAUUUGACCCUAUCAAAGGUAGAGAUCUGAACUGGGAGAAAAGAUUUGAGAUAAUUAUAGGGACAGCAGAAGGAUUGAUAUACCUGCACGAGAACACAAAGACUCGAAUAAUUCACAGAGAUAUAAAAGCCAGCAAUAUCCUGUUGGACUCGAGGUUCCGUGCAAAGAUUGCUGAUUUUGGGUUGGCCAGGUCAUUCCACGAUGACAAAAGUCACAUAAGCACUGCUCUUGCUGGCACAUUAGGAUAUAUGGCACCAGAAUACUUAGCACGGGGUCAGUUAACGGAAAAGGCAGACGUUUACAGCUUUGGAGUUCUUCUACUAGAGAUUGUUACUGGAAGACAAAGUAACCAGAGAAACAACGCCGUAUAUACAGUCAGCUUGCUUUCCACUGCGUGGGAACAUUUUCAACACGGGACAGUGGAGGAAAUAUUCGAUCCAAAUUUAAUGUUGCAGAACAACCACACCAUCAAUGUGAAACAUGAGGUUACGAGAUUCUUACAUGUCGGACUUUUGUGCACUCAAGAGAUUCCGAUGCUUCGACCAUCCAUGUCUAAGGCAUUACAGAUGUUUGUCAAGAACGACGAAGAGUUGCCUCGUCCUACUAAGCCGCCAUUUGUGGAUGAGAAAACCAUGCAACUUCAUUACCGCUCGCUUGAACAAGGCGAUUCUGCUACAACUGCCAACUUAUCUCACAGUUCUUUUUACCCCAGAUGAUUAUAAAUUAUAGGCAUAAUACAUAGAUAGACGCUUUAAAUAGGCCUCAGUUGCAACUAAAUACUCCAACAUCGAGCCUGCACAUCUAGACACCUCAACUUGUCUCCACGAAACACACUCGGGAUGAGUUGGAGUAUAUCUAGACGUGCAUUCUCAAAGUUAGAGUGCUUACGUUUUAGCUGAGGUCAAGUUUGGGCGUCUGUUUGUGUAUUAUGCCUAAAUUAUAAGCAUCAGUUCGCCUCGUCUUCUUGAGGAAGCUGUUAGAUACAGCAACAACAACCAUGCCUCGGUUCCAAACAAAUUGAGAUCGGCUAUAUGCAUCCUCAUUAAUCCAUUCAGCUCAACUCAUGAUUGAUGUGUGUGUAAAACUGUAAAUACUUGCAUAGAAAGAAAUCUGCAAACAAUGCACAAUGUUUUUCCAAUGCUAAUAUUAAAUAACUCAUGUUGGCAGAUAACUAGCAGUUUCCUGGAAAGCCUUGUAACAACUUUAUAAAGAAGUCUAGCAAUCAAUCUGUGUUUUCA
This is a messenger RNA of Capsicum annuum, 2639 nucleotides long. Its product is annotated as cysteine-rich receptor-like protein kinase 2. Gene Ontology annotation, biological process: protein phosphorylation. The record is from RefSeq and is a predicted model, not a curated record. Gene Ontology annotation, molecular function: ATP binding; protein kinase activity. Lineage: Eukaryota; Viridiplantae; Streptophyta; Magnoliopsida; Solanales; Solanaceae.